GUUACCUUCACUGUAAAAAAGAAUUUUUAGAGGCAGAUGAGGUGAGACAAAUUGCUAUUAACCAAUGUGAUGACUCGCUCACCACAGGCCAAUCUUUGCUAGUUGGGCAAACACUGGUUUCAGCACAAGGUAUUUUUGUGCUGGGUUUCUUUUCAAAUGGAGACAGCACAUAUCUAGGAAUAUGGUACAAUAACAUGAAAACUCGGACUGUCGUCUGGGUGGCAAACCGUGACACUCCAAUCAAGGGCGGUAAUGGAAGUCUUACCCUCAGCACAAAUUCUCUGGACCUGCUGGAUAGAAGAGGAAACAAUGUUUGGUCAAGUAGAAGCAGGUUUAGCACCAACAGUCCACAAGCCUUCCUUCUCGACUCCGGAAACCUUGUCAUCAACGACUCCAUGUCAGGGACUCCAAAUCCACUAUGGCAAAGUUUUGCUGACCCCUGUGACACAUUGUUGUCUGGUAUGACAAUUGGAUAUGACACAUCCCCUACUAUCCGAUACAUGCAACUCACAUCGUGGAAGAGCCUUUCGGACCCGUCUACUGGGAGCUACAGCAUCAAGCUCGACCCCAGACGACGUCCUCCUGAGCUCCUCUUGUUCAACGACACUACUUUGCUGUGCAGGACCGGUCCAUGGAAUGGUCAGGGGUUCAGUGGUCAACCUUAUCUUAAGACAACAAACAAGUUGGCCUUUAACAUGACUGUUCACGAUGACAGUGCGUAUUACUCGUUCACAUCUUUGGACAGCUCAGUCCAGUGGCGAUUUGUCAUGAGCUCAGACGGCAUUGCCCAUCGCUGGUAUAGCAAUCCGAGCAAAGAUGAUUGGGUUGAAUACUGGCACUGGCCCCAGAGUCAGUGUGAUACCUAUGCGUUCUGUGGUCCAAACGGCGCCUGCCUCAACGAUGACUGCACUUGUCUGCAGGAAUUUGUCCCCAGGUCGCCAAACGACUGGACCCAAAGGAACUUCACGGGUGGUUGUGUGAGGAACGCAACGCUUUCGUGCUCGUCGGCUAAUGGAUUUUACCGGUUGCAACAUGUCAAGGUGCCUGAUACAUUGAACGCCACCAUGGUGGGAGGCAAAAGCUUGGAUGACUGCAAGGAGUUAUGCUUAAAGAACUGCUCCUGCAGUGCUUAUGCUCUGCUUGGAGAGAGUAAUUGCGUUGUCUGGUCAGGAGAUCUGGUAGAUGUUGUUCUGUUUGUUGAUGGAAUCAACGAUUUGUACACUCGAGUCUCUAGUAACAAUCCCUCUCGUCCAGGUCCAAACGUUGCUAUCGUUGUCUCUAUUUCUGUGGUUGGAGUGUUGCUGUCAGUUUCUGCAAUGCUAGGCUUCUGUUAUCAUCGAAGUCGACAAAAGCAUUUACCACUAGCCCUUGAACAAGAACAUGCUCCAGGGCCUAAGCUUGCGGCCAAGAAUUUAGACCUUGAUGCUAUUAGAGUUGCCACCAACAAUUUUGCAAACCAAAAUUGUAUUGUUUCUACCCGAUCUAGAACCAUAUUCAAGGGAACGCUACCAAAUUUUGGGGAUUUGGCAAUCAAAAGACUAAAUACAGAAGCAGGACUUGAGGAGCUAAAAAAUGAGGUGAAAAUGCUUGCAAAGCUUGACCAUCCGAACAUCAUAAGGAUGCUGGGAUCUUGCACAGGGAAUAACGAAAACGUGAUAUGCUAUGAAUACAUGCCUGGUGGUAGCCUUGAUGCAGUCCUUUUUGCUGAAGAUGAAAAGAGUGCAGUCCUCGACUGGCCUUCACGUCUUCACAUCAUGCAGGGGAUUUGUGAAGGAUUGUUAUAUCUGCAUGAACAUUUCAGAAUUAUUCACCGUGAUAUAGACCCUAGCAAUAUCCUACUUACUGAGGGCCUGGUCCCUAAAAUUUCAGAUUUUGGUCUUGCAACUAUGCUUGAUCAAGGCCAAUCUGAAGGGAAGGAUCAGAACUUUAGGGGAACACGUAGAUACAGCGCUCCAGAGCUGUUUUACGGCAAGUCAUACUCAAUGAAGUCCGAUGUGUACAGCUUUGGCAUAGUACUUCUGGAGAUUGUCACAGGCAGCAAAGCUGCAUCGUUUUGCAAAGAAGAUACUGAUGACCUCCCUACAUAUGUUCGUCAACGUUGGACUCACGGGACGGCAUAUCAGUUGAAGGAUCCAAGAAUGGGGGAUGCUGCUCCUAGAGGGGAGAUAGAAAGAUGCAUCCAUAUAGGCGUCCGUUGCGUUCAGGAUGAUCCAACCAUGAGGCCUCUCAUGUCGUACAUUAGGAACACAUUAGCAGCAAUUCACCCUUAGUUUGUCAGGAAUCACUUCUUUGCUAUUAAUAAUCAAGUAUAUACGGUCAAAAUCUAGCUACUUGAACUGGGUUUCUUCCAGGGUUAUGCUUACAUUCUUAUAAUCCUGGCUCCACAUGUCAAAUCUAAUGCCAAAAUAUCUAUCGGUCGCUGUUUUGCCA
Molecule: messenger RNA, 2430 nt
Organism: Panicum hallii
Lineage: Eukaryota; Viridiplantae; Streptophyta; Magnoliopsida; Poales; Poaceae
Product: receptor-like serine/threonine-protein kinase SD1-8
Exons: 9
Coding region: 195-2270 (691 amino acids)
Biological process (GO): protein phosphorylation; recognition of pollen
Molecular function (GO): ATP binding; protein kinase activity
Source: RefSeq, a predicted model, not a curated record